AUCUAUAAUUAUCGACAUCGCUUGCAAUUUUCCGAUCGUCUGUAUUUUGCAAACCGCUAAAAUUUAAAUUCUUAGAAGUAUGCGUAACAAAUAUUUAAUCAGCUAAAAGAUGGCAUUUCUUAAAAUGCCAAAAGUUUUAAGUCUAAACAUUUGAAAUGCAAAAAUUUGAAUUCUCGAAACAUAUAUAUCAGAAAAAUAUUGAAGAGAACAUGCGAUCGAGACGGCUGAGACCGCUAAAUCAAGAAUUCCGAGGAUUACAAUUUUGAGAGCUUAUACUUAUAAAUUCCAUUUCGUUGUCCACGUCAGUAUAUGAACAAUUAUGUCAACACGGCGCGCACAGUCAUGUCAUGCAUAAAUAUUCAGAUGUAACACGCGCACGCUCCGAGUACGCCUGCAAUUGGUGCAACUUCACGUCAAUGCCGUGGCGGGGCCUGUUGUCUACCUGGGACGGCUCGGGCGCAAACGCGACGCAAACAUUUGAGGUUAGCGGAAAAGUCAUAUGCGCGAACGGAUCGCAGGACAGCUCCACGAUCGAGGCUGAAUAAUUUCAAAUUACGAAAGUUACGUCCGGCGGAGAACAGGAGAAUCGAUGCUGUCGCCGCGCCCGCUGCGUACGCGGCGCGAAACGGGCUCGUGUAACAGUUUCGUGACGUGUCUUCGUGGGAGCCGCAUGGCUCGUCGUCUGGCAGACAAAUCUACAUGUCUAUAUCAAGACAUAUAAUAUUUAUUUCAUAUUGUUGCCUGCUACUUCGUUGAACACAAAGAAAUGGGAAUUAUAAAAAUAUGCUACAUGUUCUGCUUCACCAAGCACGAUGUUUAAAUUGGAAUCCUAUAUAACACCAGUGAUUCUCAGCUAUGUAGAGAAAUAUGUAAAAAAUUUUAAGCCGGAACAGUCGCAGGUAUCUUUGUGGGGUGGAGAUGCAUCGUUUCAGAAUCUGGAUCUACGAUUAGAGGUAUUAGAGGAGCAACUGAAUCUUCCAUUUGUCUUUGUUAGUGGCCAUAUACAUGAAUUAUUGAUACAUGUUCCCUGGGUAAAAAUUACGUCUGAGCCAAUAGUUGUUACCAUUAAUACCAUAGAGUGCAUUUUAAAAUUGAAAGAUGAAAAUACCACAGAAACCAAUCCAACGACGUUACAAAAGAAGAAGGAGUCGAUACAAGAGGAAGCUCCACCUGGGUAUAUCAAAAGUGUAGUCACGAAAGUUAUUAAUAAUAUUACCAUUCAUUGCAACAAUCUCAUCUUGAAAUACGUGGAGGAGGAUAUUGUGCUUAGCAUAAAUGUCAGAUUUUUAAGUAUGCAAACUGUCGACAAUAAAUGGGAGCCAGCUUUUGCCGAGGUCAACACUCAAGAAGUAAUGCUUAGGAAAGUUAUUACCAUCCAAGACUUGACAUUGUGCUUAGAUAAAAUGGAUGCAUCAGGAAAGAUAGAGAUAUAUCAGGAUCCUGUUUUGUAUCGAUGUUCAAUGACAAUCCGAAUGAUUAUAAACUAUCACAACAACGUUUCGAAGAGAGCAUCGAUCACGAGGCUUGAUCUUCAUUGUGAGAAAAUGGAAUUUAGUAUGACUGAACAGCAAGUACCGAUGCUCCUGAGACUGUCUGCCUUGGUAAUGGCGUUACAAACGAAGCAAUUUCCACCAAGCAAGGAAAAAUCUUCCAUUACUGUGGACGAGAGAGAAGAUGUUGCACAAGAUGAUACAAAUCAGGUAGCGGGGACUUCCACGGAUGCAGUUGGAUGGGGUGGGUGGGCUUGGGAUAUAGUGUCAUCUGUCCUACCCGUUGACUGGGACAAUAAUUGGACUGCUGAACAACAAAUGGCAUAUUCUGGUCAUAUUGUACAUUUAGGUGUUUAUAUAGAUGAUGCUACUUUAACAUUUAAGACUGUUGAAAGUGUCAAAGAGCAAUUAUUUUAUAAAUCUCGAAAACUUAGGUACAAAUCCUUUUUAUCGCUUCGAUUGAACGGAGUUGUGAUAGAUACUUUAAUUCAAGGAAUUUCAAUGACGACUUUCCAAGUUGGAGUGGCGUGCAUACAGCUUUAUCCACGAGGAAUCUGCAGCUGUGGACAUGUAGAAGUUGCUGAUGGUGUACAGCCGCCUCUUUACGUAACAGCUGGGAACUUGAAUACUGAUUACGUGAAAGAUUCAUUGUUUGACAAAGAAGCCGCGGAAAAUAAGGGGAAGAAACGGGAUUAUAAACAGGGAAUAGAUCAGCACUUGACAACAGUUACGGUUGACAAAUUAUUAGAAAGAUGUCCAGCGAUUGUGAUGGAUUAUGUUUAUUAUGUGGAAUUACCCGACGACAUAAUGCCUGAAAAAUUGUUCGAAUUUGGAUCAAAUUUUGAAUACAGCAAUUUUCAGGAACGCAGAGUAGUAAGAUAUGUCACUGGAGAUCUAACAAUCAGAUUAUGUUCCGGGAUUUUUCAUCGUAUUGAUACCAUCAAACAAGCUGCCGCAAAAUACGAUUAUAAUCCUUAUCUUGUAAUGAAACCAGAUCCUCUUAUCGAUGAAUUGCCUCCCGUUACGUUGGAAGAAUAUGAAGCACUCAGGGAAAACGUAUCGAUGACAGAAACAAAAUUUGUGUUAAAAAGAGCGUCACUACAGCUACAGUUGGCAGAUCAUUGCAUUACAGGAGUGCCACGACAACGUAAAAUUAUCGAAACUCGGAUUACGCCAUUGUCGCCAGCUCUGACAGACGAUCCUUUUGUUAGCGUCGAAUGCGAUGAAGCAAUUGCCACUGUAGUACAGCCUAUGUAUCCAUUUAGACUCGUAGCUUGUGCGUCAAAGUUAACGGAGCUAUUACCAGAAAUGUUCACUCAGUGCCAUGCGAUUACCGAUAUACAAGUGAUUGGAGUGAAGAGUCAACUCCACUUAACGAAAACUUGCGAUACUUCAAUAGUAAUGCCUUAUUCGGUGGAAGCUUCUUCAAAAAUAUUGUUAUAUCCUCAGUAUUGGCGGGACAUAGACAUGACUCAAAAGUCACAUUCCUUUCAAUCGGACAGUAUUACUAUCACGGGAACUAAGGCAAAAUUAAUGGCUGCAACGGCUAUUGUGAAUUCCGUCUUUAAUCCUACAGAUACAACGAACCCACUUAUCUGUUCCACCCUCUUUAACGACGCCUGUCAAGAGAAAUGUCCGGUGUACUUAGAGUUAUAUCUGGAAAAUAUAAAUUGCAAGAAUGUAUCAUCCUCAGUCACGAUAUCGAAUGAAGUGAAUAUAAAUUCUAUAAAAAUAUUUGCCCUCAACGAUUCUCAACAAGCCUUUAUUCUUUCGGGUCCAGAAAAUCGUGACAGCAGCGAUGCAGGAAAUGUACCGCUGUUGUCUACUGUAGUCCAGUUCCCUAAAAACGUUGAAACGCAAACACAUCCAUCUCUCGUUUCGUUUAAAAUUUCCGAGAUCAGAGCUUCCCUAGAUCCACUUCUCUUCGAGUGGCUGGAAUAUCGUGCCACAUAUCACAAAUCGGGAAGUAUACAUGUAUUGCGUUCGGACAGUCAACAAUUGAUUACCGAAGGUACAUCAUCUGAUACGGGCACGCGAAAAAAGACGUUUCCCAGUCUACAUGAAAGCGUGCACAGUUCGUCGGACAAGGAGAAAAAGAGAUCAGCUGUGACAGAAAAAUCGAAAACGCUACGAAAUGAUGAAACGCAAAGGAAGUUAAGUGAAUUUAAAAUGGAAGCGGAACAACAGAAUUUACAGCGAUCGGGGAUAUUGGUCAAAUUAACAGAGUCCUAUUCGUGGUGGUGCAGUCUUGUGUUAAAUGGCUACAUAGGACAUAUUAUCAUUUACAUUCCAUCUGCUACAAUGAGUGGUAUCGGGGCUGAUGGCAUAGAACAGGCCAAAGACAGAGCCUUAAUGGAAAAUGAAGAUCUACAAAUAAUGAUAGUAAAGCUGCCAAGCCUUCUCGUCCAUUCAUCCAAUCUGAAUGCCGAGAUGCUAAGCCCAUAUCUACAGAAUCUGCCUGCUAAAUUACCGGAAUCCAUGUGGACACAUCGAAUGCAAAGUUUUCCAUGGACGUUAAGUCUUAUCGAUUUUCAUUGUUACACUUUGCAACAGCAGACACAAAAGAACUUCAUAAAGAAAGUUACGCUAAAUGCUACAGUAGCCCUUACAACUAAGACAGCUGCGACUGAGUUAAAUACACUCACGGCUCUAAGCGUUUGUGUACACAUUGAUAAUUCGCCUAUCAUUAUUUCGCUUUCGGAGGACCAGGUUAUUUUUAUGAGCAGUAUAGUUUCAAAUAUGAUAAAAAUAUUAAAAACUUUGUACGGUUCCCGGAGAGACAACGUAAUUGUACCACAAAUGAGCAACGAAAUGCAAAUUGUUCUUCCCGCUAUACCUCAAACUCCGUCCACUCCGACUCAAAUAAUGUAUCAAGAAGACACUACCAAUUCGACUAUGUCUACGUCGAAAGAUGAUCUGGGACACGAAAAAGAUGGUUUAGUUGUAACGGCAUGGAUUCAGUGGACCAUAACAAAAGUAGCAAUUAAAUUGUACAUUAUGGGACAAGAGGACACGCCUUCCUUAAAAUUAAUGUUAGAACUGGAAGACAUUAUAACAUCUUUAGAUUUGCAAUCGGUUUACAUGCAGUUAAAGAGUAAAAUAACAACAGCUACGGUAUUCCAUUACGUUAGAGCUCCACAUGCAUUAAAUUGGGACGUUGGUGAAUAUGCCGGGCUGGUACUCUGUGGAAGGGAAGACAAUUUGGAGAAAAGCGAUGAUUCUGGCUUUAUAAGCUUUACGCUUACCCGUGCGAAGUCCGGAAAUGUAUACACACGUUGGGGCACUCAGAAACGUUACAAGCCUCAAAAGAAAGAGUUGCUGCUUGACUCUACGUUGUCUACGAACGGCUACAUUUCUGAGAUACUCAUCAAAAUGCAGAUGGUCGACAUUAUCUUACCAAUAAGCGUAAUUAGCAAAUAUGCUCAAUUGGUGAAACCUUUUACGUGCCUCGGGUCAUCUGUUGAGAAAAGCGCAGAAUCCAUCCGUAAUAAAAACAUGGCUACACCAUUAGUUGGCAUAACCAACUUGAAUAACGAAUCGUUGCCGUUGAUCCAUUUGGAAUUCAAAGGUUUUCGUCUCAUGAUGCCGGCUUUCACCGAUACGAGAAAAUUACAACACGAUUUGCUGAUGCUUCAGCUGGACGGGAUUCGUAUUACGCCGGAUGCGGAAAAUCCUAUUUGCAGAAUUCCAUUGCGAACCGACAUAUAUCAACUUGCUGCUCGAGCAAAUAUAUUAAACGUACCAGGCUCGGCUGUAGAAGACCGUCAAUAUCAAAUUAGUAUUAAAGGAGUGUGUGCGUAUACCACCACUUGGAAGAACUAUCAGCUAAGCAUUAAUAAGAGAAUGUCUCAAUCGUACUUAUAUACAAUGAACGAGAAUCCAGCAUUGGAGUGGAAUAAGCUCGGGAAUGGCAGUAGUCUAGAUCCAUACUUUUCAACGUCUUCAGUAUUAACAAAAUUUGAUCUCUGCUUGAUUAUUGCCCCAGCUGUCACAUUUAAAGGAGACACAAUAGUCUGUGGAAGCGCCGUCGAAGUGAACUGCAUCACGGACAUAGAAUUGACAAUAAAUUUAGAUCAAAUUAAAUUAAUAUCGACGCUCAAUAAUGAAUUUUUAACGUUACUUUCUGGAAGUUUCGAGAGGGUGGAUGAUAAAAAUAAUUCUAAUAUCAUAGUUCAAAGGUUUCCUUUAGGAUCUCAAAGCAUUAAGCCUGUUAACUGGCUGAAACAGACGUCAGAUGAUUCAGAAAUCGAUUUUACAAAAGACAGUGGUGUCGAUUUUGAAAUGUCCAGCAUGCAUUCAACAAUAAUUGGAAGACCCAUAGUUGAAACUAUGAUACUUCCACCGUUUGAAUUUUUAGUAAAUUGUGGAAAGAUAACAUUUAUCUUGUAUGAAGUCCAAAGUACUUUUGUUGAUUUAGAGGAUAAUAUAGAUAUGCACAAAACUGACUGUGAAGACGAUAAUAACAAUGUGAAACAGCCAUUACUUUAUCUAAUGAUCAAUCAGCCAAAUAUUUAUCUCUCUCAACAACAUUUAUCUAAAAAGAUACAAAUAUCUUGUUUUGAUAUAACGACAGCGCUUGGCGACGCACAAAAUCUAAACGCGAUACCGACCGAGAAGGAUUUCAAAAUUUAUAUGAUAGAAACGAAGCAUGGCGAGCCACAUCCGGACACGGGUAUCCCGCCUUCUUUUGCGACAGUGAAAUCUGAAGUGCUUCUAGGCAAAAACCGCCAGUUUUUCAUUGAAAUGGGACGACCGACGAAAGUACAUCUUUCUUUAUCCAGGCUCAAUCAACUCUAUGACGUACGGAAUAAGUUAUUAUCGUGUUUUGCUGACGACGACGUUGCGCAAGUAUCUGCAGAGAUGGAGACUACGUGUACAGAUUCUCAAAAUUUAGCGGCGCCGACAAGAUCGAGGAAAUUCAGUGUACCUGAUCUGCAUUUAAAUACAAGACAGAUUGUAUUGUCUUUGAAGACUGACACCGGGGCGGAAAUUAUUACCAGUUUAGCAACGUUAAAUGGAAACCUGUCGACGCUCCUGAGACCAGACAGGAUAUACUUAAAUCUGUCCAUAGAUUCUUUUAUUGUGUCUGCUAUCUUAAAUGGGAAUAUCAAAGUGCUGUUAAAUCCAUGGUGUUGCAACGUAACGACUUGUUUACUUUGGGAGUCUUCGUACAAUAGCGAGAUCAUUCCACAGAUACAAAUACAGGCAGACAGCGAGAGUCUGUAUCUCGACUUCGGACCGGAUCAGAUAAAAAUUAUGAAAAUGGUUAUGCACGAUUGCCAGUUACUGCUAAGCGAGUUCACCUCGUUAUCUACGAGCGAAGAUAAAAACGAGAAACAAAUUGUGCUGUCGACCGAACAACACUACAAGGAUGAUCUCAAGGCUGGCGCAUUCCAGUUUGUCGAUGGCACCGCGGACGAGUUGCCUUUUCCGUAUCAAGUGGUAUUUUUUGUUUAUCCUCAGCAAGCGAUGGCUUGGAGGUAUCCACAACCGCGCAUGUUAACAAGGAUACAUAUAUCUCCUGUUCCAUUUGAAGCGGCAGAUGUCGACGGUAAUUACAUCGACAAAGUUCCCUGCGUUCUCGAGUACUGGAGCGAUAGUCACAUGUCGUACCAGCGUUACGCGGAUUUUUACCUGUCGGAGACUGAUUCCUACCGAUUGGAUCUACCGGAGAAGGCGCCGGCGCGAGCGGUAGCUUGCGUGUGGCGCGUGGUUAUUGUGUCCAACGGCAAACGACCGCUCUCGAAAAGCAUCGUUUCCGCUCGUGCUCUCGCCGCCUGCCUGCGCAUCGACUCCUACUUCAAUCCCUUGUUAAUACCGAACAUACAAAUUGCCUUAAACAUCGGCGUCCUCCAUGUGUCUCUGUACAAUCAUAUUGACACAAGUGUAUACAACAAUUUGCCACCGCCACUGGACAAGUAUACCUUAAACGGAAAGAUUCCCGAGAUACAAUGUUUCAUGUCCGUGGAGCAGAAGGGAGCGGUUCUGGUGUUCAACAAAUGGAUAGACGACUCCAUAUUGCUCGACAUCGGCGGCAGCCUGAGCAUACACGUGUUGGACUAUAGCCAUUUAACUAUGCAGGAAGUGCUGGACGCUCUGGAGGGAAGAUUUCAGCUGUCGCUGUCGGAGAAGAUAGACUCAUCGUUGACGUGCAAUCCGUUCACAUUGAAAUUGGGACCAGCGAUAACUCACACUCUCGCGGUCUCCACGCGUUUGUGGCUGGCGUCUUUCGACGAGGAGGAGAAGAGCGUGAUUGUCCUAACGCGUUACGUAAUAGCCAACGAUAGCAAUAUACCUAUACGCUUUGGUCAAAGCGGCACUGGGGAUAGUAUACUUCUCGAGAGCAGGCAGUGUAACUUUUACUCCUGGCGGCAGAUCGGCAAUCAGAUGAUAAGGAUAUCGAUCGAAGAGAACGCCUGGGUCUGGAGCCGACCUUUUCCCGUCAACAAGGACGGAGUCCAAGUGAUAGAAUUUAAUAACUCGAUGAUUGCCACGGCGGUCUUCGUAAGCGUUACGUCGCUUUCCGCCACGCAGAAGCUCGUAACGUUCUCGGGGCAACUCGUGAUUUCCAAUCAGCUGAUGGAUAAUUUUGAGAUGAAAUUGGUGAAAUACGAGGAAGAAGUUGGCUCGAAGGUGACAGUCUUCAAGGAGGUAUAUCCCAUACCGGGCAAGAGCUUUCCAUCGUCCAUCGUGCUCGAGAACAGCAAAAAGAUGGCUAUGCGGCUACGUUUCACCAACUUGACGCACUUAUCCUGGACCGGAGACAUCCCGUUGCAGCCCAACAUCAAGUGGGGCCAGCCGUGGCUCGUCAAAGUACCUCUGCAAGAACGCGGCCAAUUUUUGAGUAUCUGGGUACGGAUCGUGACGCAGGUGAUACAAGACAAGAUGAAAAUCCUUGCGGUAUUGAGUCCGCUCUACAUGAUCAGAUCGCACCUACCGGUACCGGUCAAAGUACAGAUGGAAACGCCGUCUCUGAAGAUGUUGUCCAGCACGACGGUGAACGGUCGCGGCGAGUGCCAGCAGCUGUACUGCCCCGGCACGUUCGAGCACUUCCAUCAGCUGACGUUUCAAUUGGAAUCCGGGAUCUCCGCGUCGAAUCCCUACGUGCCGCUCUCGUACAGCUCCGUGGACCAACGGAAGUUUUUCCGAAGACCCGAGGUCGAGGACAUCGAUCAAAUUCUGCGAGAGCUCAAGGACAGGAAGGAGGAGGUGAAGUGGCCGUUUCAGGGUGACGACACCGAGGAAUGGAUAUCCGCGGAGCAGCCGCAGACGCACGUGCAAGUGAAAUACCAGGACGCCGGGCUGGUCUCCAGCACCCUGCUGCUGGAACUGCAGCCUUGGUGCUUCAUAAUGAACUCGCUGGGCUGCCACAUUUCGUUGGUGUCCGAGGACACCGAGCUCUGUCAGAUCCCUCACUACGGCAUAGUCACGCCGCCCAAGCUGGAGAGCACCUUCCACGUGGGCGUCGGGAUCGGCGACACUUACUACACGUCCCAAACGUUGCAGCUGGCGCGACCCGACUGGAGCCAGAGCUUCUACAUGCCCCGAAUCUGCGGCCUCGUACCGGUGGACGGGAACAUCAGGACGUCCGUGGACUGCGGCACGAGCGUGUCCAUCCUGAACGUCGGCUCCUCCAUGCACGAGGACAUGCGUCUGGUGCGGAUCACGAGCAGCCACGUGAUCGCGAAUCUGACGGCGCAGGAGCUGUGCGUGGCCACGCUCGCGGUGCACGAGGAGGCGCGGGAUCUCCAGUUGCCGCACGACCUCACUCCCUGCAGCCUGAACAUCUCGCCGUCCGAGGAUCAGAGGCAGGGCACGCCGAUCGUGCAGUGGUACACGUUGCACACGGAGAGCAACGUCGAGCCGCUAGUGCUGUACAUAUCUCUCAGCCUCGGCCACAGGUGGUCCUGCCCGAUCAGAGUGGACCAAGCUAUGAGCCGCAAGUCCGUCGUGAUACCAAACGGCUCCUCCACCAUGCCGGUCAUCGUGACAACGCAGGAGGACAAGGGCAGCACGUACGUCGUGAUACACAGCGACGAUCAUCCGCAGCUGCUGAUCGAGAACGCCUGCGGCUUCAAGAUCCUGCUGGGGCAAGCCGACGAAAGAGGUAGCGACAUAUUAUCGGACAGCUCUCAUUUCACGUGGGUAUGUGAAAUCGACAGCGGAGCGACGUCCCACUACUCCCUUCCCUGCGUCAGCAACAGGCUGCCCGACACUGCGGUUCCGAGCGCGUCGAACGUCCUGCUAUUUUCCACCGUGCAAAACGAUCAGGCGGCAGGGAAGACGAAUCUGAAGUGGUCGAGAGGCGUAAAUCUGUCCGCGUUGUCGUCCACACCGAUAGACCAGUACCUGCGACUACCGUCGUACGGCGAUGUCAAGCUCAUAAUGCACAACCGCUGCUACACCACUCACAUAAGCAUCGUGCCGAUCUCCCAAAUUGAGAUAUCCGCCCAGGACAUCAGGAGCAGAUUGCUGCGAAAGAAGAGCGCGGCGAGAGAUCACGAUGCCGGGUACAAUAAUCCUACGCCACUGAAGAGAUCGGAAGAGGACAAGCUGUUGCCGUACGUACAAAGCUCGAGUAGCUCGACGUCGCUGACGAGCUUCUUCUCAGCUCAAGAGGACGUCUUGACGACGGAACAAACGCCCGCCUCGGGUUCGAAGCAAUUGAUUCCCAAGAUGACGGAUACCAAAACUCGCACCGACGAGAAUCGUUUGAAGUCCAUCGACGACGCUAAUAACUCGACCAACUCGAAGGAAGGUUCUGAAAUCGUUUACCUGCGUGCGUGUACUAUCGUUAUCCUUCACGAUAUCAAUGAAAACGCACAGAGGAUCGAAGUGGCCAGUCUCUCCAUGACAGACUUGGUCGUUACCGUAAACUUAAAAGCCAGAUUUAUGAAUCUCUAUUGUUACAUAGGCGACUUGCAGUUAGACAAUCAAUUGUUCGAUCAGGGAGGUUUCGACUUCCCCGUGGUAUUGAUAAAUCAGAAUCCGUUGCCGAACAGAGAUAUGGCAUUUUACAGUAAUAACUGUUUAAUGACGAAUAUGGAGAAGAUCAAACAAGAUUCUUUGAUAGCCAUCGAAUACGUGUGGGAAAUAAAUGGAAGUAUGAUAGCAUCAAAGGAAUAUCGCAUGAAGAUUGCGCCUAUUAGUGCAUACAUCGAAGACACGUACAUAACGCAAUUAUUAGAUUACGCGACUUCGAUGAUACCACCGCGACUGGUAUUGGGUGACGGUCUUAAAAAGAUGCAAACGAUAGCUGCGUCGAACGCGAUGUACAUACCAGACUACAUCAUGAUCGAUUCGAAAAUCUUAAGCAAGCCACUGAAAUUGCAGAACUUCGUGAUAGAACCGCUGUCGAUUUUGUUGAGCGUUCACACUUCUAUGCGACUCUACGUCGCUCUGGAUCAUUCCCCAUUAUAUUUCAGUACCUUCGAAAGGAAAAACUUGCUGACCACUCCUUACAGGCUUGGUAAUGCACUUACCAUGCAUUAUUUAUCUGGCGCCAUAUUCGGAGCAGGCUGGGUAGUUGGAUCGUUAGAGAUACUCGGAUCACCGGGAGGUUUGGCGCAAGCGCUUGGAUCCGGACUCAGAGACUUUGUUUCACUGCCAUUCCAAGGGCUGCUGCAAGGCCCGUGGGGUUUCAUCGUUGGAAUUACACACGGGUCGGCCAGCCUGAUGAAACACGUCACAGCAGGCACUGUAAAUUCUGUAACGAAACUGGCGUCUAGCGUCGCACGGAACUUGGAUCGCCUAACGUUAGACGAGGAACACCUUCAGCGACAAGAAGAGUCGCGCAGAAUGCGUCCUCAAGGCAUGGCGCAGGGACUUUAUCAAGGCUUAACCGGUCUCGGAAUGAGUCUGCUCGCGGCCGUGGCGGGCCUGGCGCACCAUCCUUUGCAGCAAGUGUGGUCGGGCGAGGCUACGACCAAAAGUCUAGUCACCGGGGUUGGACUCGGUUUAGUCGGCGUCGUCACGAAGCCGCUGAGCGGUGCCGCGGAGUUGGUUGCUCUCACGGGUCAAGGGCUGUUGCAAGGUGCCGGAUGGAAUUCGUUACCCACGCCACGUCAGAGGCCAGUCGUGCAAUACACCACCGGCAAUAACAGCACAUCCGUGCGAUACACCUGGCGCUUGUCGCCUUUACUCGAUCACAGCCACGACAGCAUCCUCCACGUGACCAGCGCAGACUACGUGAUUCAUCAGGGCAGUAAUCGCGCGGUGACGCUCGUCCUCACGCGACAGGCUUUAUUACUCGUUAACAUGGCGGAGGACAGCGUAGAACGGAUAUUCUCGCUGAAAGAACUGACAAGCGUCGAUCACAUCACGGAAUCGACGAUGCUGUGCUUAUAUUGUCCACCAACAGCAAUACAAUUGAGCAGACCAUUAUCACCGGCUGAGCACGAGAUGAAUCAAGAGAUGAGAGCGCGAGUUGAGGAAUAUGUACGGACAAGCAGCACCGGUUUGGCCAGUGUAUCAACCAACAGCGACAAGCAGUCCGACACCUUCGAGAGAGCAUCGCCACAUCCAGAACAUACACUUACAUUUUACGUUUGCCCGGACACCCGUAAUUAUUUAUUAUCACUGUUCAACGUUGCCAAGCGACAAAAUCAAGGCUCCGGUUUCGCCGUUUUGUAAUCAAACAUACCUCCAGAACAUAAUUAUAACUAAGUGCAAUGACUGAGAAGAUAUUCGAAUAUUACUGUAUGUCAAAUCAACUACAUUCGAAGAUUCGAUUCGAAGGUUCUUUUAAAUAUUGAAGUAUAUUAUACUUGUUGAAAUAGGCAUAAGUUCCAAAUGAAUCAAUAGGUUCCAACCUAUGAAAUUUAUAAUAUAACAAACAGUAUUAUGAUUAAAGAGAUGAAUUUAAGAAAGUAAUUUCCAAAAUUUUCGUGCAAACAUAAUCGAGAUUCCAACAUGUUUGUAUUCAAAUGCCUAUAUCUCUACUUUUAUUAAAAUAUGUUGCACAAAUGUCGGUUUUGUUAUAGAAAAUAUAUAUUACGAAU
Molecule: messenger RNA, 12490 nt
Organism: Wasmannia auropunctata (little fire ant)
Lineage: Eukaryota; Metazoa; Arthropoda; Insecta; Hymenoptera; Formicidae
Gene: Vps13B
Product: vacuolar protein sorting-associated protein 13B
Exons: 40
Coding region: 813-12122 (3769 amino acids)
Source: RefSeq, a predicted model, not a curated record